Molecule: messenger RNA, 980 nt
Organism: Penaeus vannamei (Pacific white shrimp)
Lineage: Eukaryota; Metazoa; Arthropoda; Malacostraca; Decapoda; Penaeidae
Source: RefSeq, a predicted model, not a curated record
AUGCUCGCGUGUGAUUUCAGCGAAGAGUGGAGUGCUUGGGCGAAAACUAGAAAAAAUGUUUGGGAACCGGAUAACCAUGACGUCUGCGAUCAUCACGUAGGCAGGGACUACCACCAGUGUCUGAGGGAAAUCUGUCGAAGCAAUGUCUUUAAGGUUAUCAAGACGAUUAAGCUGCGGGUGUGGUGGGCGGGGGAGGUGCUCCUCGGCGGGGGCGUGAAGGUGGUGCACCUCGUCCGCGACCCCCGCGCCUCCUUCAUGUCCCUCGACCUGCUGGGUAUGGUCCAGGCUGACUACAAGGUGUGGUGUCCGCGGAUCCUGCAGGACCUGGAGAUGGUGAGCACCAUGAGGGCUCUGUUCCCCGAGAGCUUUACUUCGGUGAAAUACGAAGAUCUUUGUCGCGAUCCGUGGGGAACGGCAACGAAACUGUGGAAUUUUAUUAGCAACGGAAGCACCUUUCUACCAGAGUCUUGGCGAAAUUUCUUGCAUCGCCACACGAAGAGAAGAGGCAGCAACCCCUUCGGCACGGAACGAGACACACGGCAGCAAAUCGGCGCUUGGCGGGAGAAGAUCAGCGAACGGUUGCUUUUAGAGGUCGAGCACCACUGCGGAGACGUGAUCGACAUCUUGGGUCACACUCGAUUUGGCUCUUUGGCAAAUGCCAGAAACACUUCGAUUCCGUUGGAUGGAAAGUCUGGCACGUGGGCUCCAUGAAUCGAGUCUUAGAUUAUUAAAAUGAAAGUGCCGUAUGAGGAGGUUAAGAGAAUGGUUAUCGUUAACUGCUACUUGCCGUCUCCGUCUCCGGUACAUGUGUAAUUUCUCUGCUCUUUUUACACUGCCGACUUGUACUUGUAGUGCCCAAUUAAUGUAUCUUUACUGACCCCUGUUUAUCUUAGUCUUCAGAACUUUACUUUGAGAUGGAAGUAUCAUGGUGCAGGGUAAUCAAAACAUUCACAGUAUUAUUACAAUAUUUAUUAAACAAA